AUGGUCCCGUCCCAUUCCAUCAACUCGAUUCAGGCUGAGCCUCAGCCUGACAACGAUGAGCACGAGCUACAGGUGGGCGCCAUCAACGAGUCGAUCAAGAAGAUCAAGGACGACAUCGAAGUCUUGCGGGCCAAGAUUGACGAGGCCAGCGAGGCCCGCAGGGGGCAGGGGGACGAGAUGGGGGAAGCACGCGCAGUGAUGCGUGCCCUGAAGGAGGAGAGGGAUGAGAUCAGGAGCCAUCUGGACACGAUGCAGGCGGACAGCGCCAGAGCGAAGGCGGCUCUCGAGGGACAUGACAAGAGCCGCAGGGCUCUCCAGUCCAGCCUCAAGUUCAAGACUGUCGGGGAGAUCGAGACUCCCUUCCGGCAGAUGGAAGCUCCCCAGCAAACGAGCUCCAUGUCCCUGGCCGAGGAGAAGAAGCUGAUCAAGGAGAUGGAGCAGCUCAAGACCUCCAAGAAGACCGCCGCCCAGUUCAUGUCCCAGGAGGAGAUGGUGAAGGGUGCCAAGGAUGGGUACGGUGCGGCUCGCAAGACGGAGUCGGAGAAGAAAGCCGAGCUCCGGGCGGUGCAAGAGAAGCUCAAGGCUGCGUUCACGGUCCUGGAGGAGAUGGGCGCCAAGCGCGACGAGGAGGGCGGCGGCGUGAAUGCGCUUUACGAGCAGAAGAAGGCCCUCCACGAAGAGAUCAACGUGAAGAUCGAGGAGAUCAAGGACCUCCGUUCUGCUCACCGCGCCAAGCUCGACCACUGGUAUAACUGCAGGCGCGAGCGCACGAAGUUCAAGAGAGCUUUGCACAAGGCGGAGUGGUUGGAGAGGGUGGCGGCGAAGAACGCUCACACCAAGGCGCUCGAGGAGGAGGAGGCUAAGAAGAUCCCGUACGAGUCGGAGAUAGUGUUGUGCGACACCCUCGUCUCCUACCUGGAGACCACGUUCAUGAACGUGAAGGGCGAGGCGCCCAAGGCGGCUGCCGUAGUGGCGCCGCAGGCAGCCACCAACGAUGAGUUCAAAGGCAUGAAGAUGGUCAUGAAGAAGCGGCAAGACGAGGAGUUCAUCGUCAUGGGAGGCGGCAGGAAGAAGGGAGGUGGCAAGAAGAAGGCCGGCGGCAAGAACGCUGCGGGCGGCAAGAACACGAUCGUGCAUGCCAUCGACACCAUGGAGAGCUUCUCGAUGCUAUCAAUCGCCCCUCCCCCGAACAAGGCGGCGGUGCCGGAUGCCAUCAAGGCUCUCAAGGAGAAGAAGGCUUGGUUUGCCGAACAGCCCCGUCCAACCGCCACCACUGCCAAGCCUGCCCAGGUGGGCGAGAAGUCGAAGAAGGCUGCGAAGGUGAAGGCGAAGGCCCCCGACAUCAACGACGAAGAGUUCCCCGGUCUGCCUGGAAUGGCUUCCAAGCCUAAGACAGACGAGGCGGGCGAUGGGGAGGACGGGGGGGAGGGGGAGACCGCCAACGGCGAUGCCGAUGCUGCUGGGGACGGUGACGGGGAAGACAAGGCCGAGAAGGUGGCGCCCCCCACUGCCGCGAGCAUCGUGGCCAACGGGGUGACCGGUAAGGCCGCCGCUGAGCCCGAGCCGGCUGCCGAGGAGACCCCCGCCCCCGCUGAAGACGCGCCCGAGGCGGAGGGGGCCAAGGAAGAUGGGGAGGACAAGACCGCUGAGGUGGUGGCUGCGAAGGAGGAUGAGGAGGACGCCGCAGCCCCUUCCGCAGACGUUGAGGACAAGGAGGCCGAGAAGGCGGAGGAAGCAGCCGACACGCCGGCGGCGGCCGAAGCCGAAGCGGAAGUCGCGAAGAAGGACGACGAGCCUGCUGCCUCUGGGGAGGGCGCGGAGGAGACCAAGGAGGGGGGUGCCAAGGAGGAGUAACGGCAGGGGGCGCCGCAGAUGGUAGCGAAGACCCCCCCCCGCGCGCUUGGGGUAGGGCCGGGGCCUCGGGGCGAAGGAUCUAAGCUGGCUUUUGUUUUGGCAAAGAAAUGCAGUGUUGCCUAAAUGCUCGUAUAGGUGGUGGGCACUGUCGUAUCGUGCUUGAUUGGGGGGGGAGGGGGGGUUGUGGCUCACCUUCGUGUGUCUGCUGUGCUCUUGAGUUUUUGCGGUGAUGCGAUUCAAAUCGCCGGAAAGUUGGGCAGGUUGGCUAUUGUACGGCGGUGUCAGCGACAAGGCGGUUGAAUGAACUGAAAAUGAAUCCGUGUCCUUACGAGGAAACUACAGCAGACUCAUGCUUUGUUUUCCUAGAAGCUUCCUGGAAGUCUCCUGGGCGGUCGGCCGUGACGGGGGUGCCGGGAUGGCGGGUAACCAGUCUGUGUAUUGUGCUUGGCCCUUGAGUGGAUAAAAGUUGUGUGUGUAGGUUGUUAGGAGAAAGCAAGCAAGCAAGAGAGGGAGAGGGAGAUGGAAGCUAAGGGGAGGAAGGGUGCACCGUGAUGUGGGAUAGCGAGUGGUGGGUCAAAACGUGUGACGAGUACAACGCCAUGAUGCCGUAUGUGGUAGGCGUCGAAGUUUGUCUCUCGCGCAAUCGGCGGGCACUGCUGGCAUCCAAGUUUGUGUGCAAGCAGCGGGCUCUCUCCCUGCCCAGGGCAGGUGGGUGGUGCGCGGAAGGGAGGAGGGAGACACUGCUUCAUUGCCGCUCCGCACUGUACUGCACCAUGAACAACCGCCCUCUGGUUGUAUGUGCAGUUGGCAGUGGCACUGGUGCCGCGGCUUGCAGAAGUGAUAGUGGUCCGUCUGCCCAUCGGUAGCGCGUUGGAUGCUGCCUGUAAGCAACGCUCAAAGGCUGGUGGAGGGCUUGAUACGAUGUCGCUGUCGAGGAGACAUUUAGAUGAUGACCAGGCGUGGUGCUCGUGGUCCGCUACAGUUUUUUUUUUUUUUUGCCACAUGCAGGCGAUGCCUUUCCAGCGGGAGAGAGGGACGGGUGCGUACGUUCGCUUUCGUCCUUCUGUUCAGUUCGAAAGCAGACGGACAGACCUGCAAAUCACGUCGAACGUAUUUAGGUCGCGCCUCCGUUUUUGUUGUAUUUGGCUUCCCCAAAGUACUUGGGGGCGCGGCCUGCCUUGCCCCGUCUAGCGCCGCACCUAAACCGGAACCAACCAGUGCUCACGUGCAAGUUUAGAUGUGCACGGUGACGGUGGCGCGGAGAUCUCAUUGGUGUGUUCGUUUGGAGAUGUUGGAGGUGCGAGAUGUGGGUUUGAUUCUGGCGCGGUUUCCUCCGUCUCUCAUGGCUGCUGUUUAGCUGCGCGAGGCUUUGGUCUGUAGCUCACGCUCACCUGGCACCCUCUUGAGCGCGUUGUGCCGACGAAAAAGUUUGAAGGACAAAGCCGAAAGGAGGAUUGUAGCGUAGUGUAGCAGGGCACAGCAGCAGUAGUGCGUUGGGGCUCUCAGAUUCCCGGGAUUUGGAUGAGAGCCUCUUUGUGCUGCGAGCGGAAAAGGCAGCGGCUCGCUCGUCUUGCCACAGGGCGCGUUGCGACUCAAGUGUCAGCACCGUUCAAGGGACGUACUAUUAGUUAUAGACAAGGGCGACCACCUUGAUUAAACCGGUGGGGAUAUUCGUUUAUGUCUCUUUUUUUUUUAGGACGGAGUGGGGGGAAGGUAUUCGACCCCUCUCGUUUGUCUGGCGAUGAACCCUUCGCUCCUGUUUGUCGCGCAAUCCCUUGUUUCCCGUGGUACUCCCGGCUGCUGCUCAU
Ectocarpus siliculosus is the source of this 3662-nucleotide messenger RNA. The record is from the annotation of a GenBank genome assembly. Lineage: Eukaryota; Phaeophyceae; Ectocarpales; Ectocarpaceae.